UUAAGGAGGCUACAUAAAUGCAAGUCCCUGUUGAGUAAAGAAGAUGGCAGUGCAGCUGGCUCUUCAAUCAUAGUUGAACCCGAUGCAGUUACUGGUCCCUGUGGCAGAACAGCACGUGGAACAAAAACGUGAGGUGCAAAAUCACUGCAAUGUUAGUGUGCAACAUGUCGUAAACGAAGACAGAAAUAUUUUCAUAUGAUGAAAUACAAUAUUUGAUGUACUGAAUGUGACAGACCAACAAUUCCGAUAUCAAUUUUAAAAAAGAAACUACCUGACCGAGCGUGAUUUCGCCUCCCGUAUCAGAGGGCAAAAUAGACUUUUGAAACCAGCAGAAGAGUCUCUAGUGGGCGGUUAUGAAUCCCGCCUGACAGCAGAUAAGGGGGAGAAGUACUUUGUCGUUAACGUUAAAUACGACGAGCUGUUUGUGACAGAGGUGAAGGUUAAGGGGGCACAGCAGCAAGAGAGAGGGAGGGAAAGGCCCUGCAGUUGGGCCAGAUUCCAGACGCCGCUCGCGCUCGGUUCAAACGGGCCGGAGGCUCGCGCGGUUAUGGCGCAGUCAACCGACGGCAAGGCCCUGACGCUGGGCUUGUUAGCCGGGGUGGGCAUCGGGGUGGCCGCCCUCACGCUGGCGGUUGCCUGGUACCAGAGGACCAGGAAGAGCAACGGCAGCGUCUCCGCGGCGAGGAGCCGGACUGACUUUCACAACCACUUGAAAGCCUCUCCGCGUCAGGCCGACAUCUUGGAGAAGCUCAGCGGGCUGAUCCGCAGCCUGGAGGAGGUGAAGGGCGAGGUGCAGAGCCUGAAGGAGGCCGUGCCUCGCCUGGAGGAAAAGGUGAGGAGAGAGCUCGCCCAGUUCGGGCCGGAGCGGAGUCCAAGAAAGAGGAGCAGCCCCGGCCACACUGCGGCCAGGAAAAGGAAGAGGAGCGAGCAGGUCGCAGAGGAUGAAGGUGCAGGUGGAGAUGCUGCAGGUGGAGAUGCUGCAGCUGCUGGCUAUGCUUCCCUGAGCUCUGAGGAGGUGGAGAGUGAAGGAGGCUACAUCACAGCACAUACAGAUACAGAAGAAGAAUCUGAAGAGGAGAAGGUUAUACGUUCUACAGUAAAUACUGCAUUUGGAUCUUCGGUACCGGAAGACAACCAGUCUAGCGAAUUUGAUGUCCUAAUGCAGAAAGCAGAUAAUCUACAUGAGAAUCCAGAAUUGGAUAAGGAAGAAGGAUUCCAGUUACUGCUUGAAAAAAAAGAUCAGUUUUGGGAUCAGGUGGAAUUUCUGUGGCGAUUAGCACGGGCAUAUGCUGAUAUGCAUGACAUUACGGCAGAUGUUGAAGACAAGAAAAACUAUGCUACACUUGGUAAGGAGAUAGCUAUGGACGCAGUUAAUGUGGGUCCCCAGAGUGCUGAUAGCCACAUGUGGCUUGCAAUUAUUUGUGGGCAUCUUUCCGAAUGUGGAAGCAUACAGGCUAAAAUCAAGAAUGGCUCUCUUUUCAAAGAUCAUAUAGACAAAGCAAUUGAACUGAGGCCACAAGAUCCCCUAUUGUAUCAUCUGCUGGGAAGAUGGCGCUAUGCAGCUUCACAGUUGUCAUGGCUAGAAAGAAAGGUGGCUGCAACAUUGUUUGGCGAGCCGCCAAAUUCAACCGUACAGGAUGCUUUGCAGUGUUUCCUCAAGGUAGAGGAACUACACCCAAGAUAUUCCAAAGCUAAUUGUGUAUAUAUAACAAAGUGUUACAGAGAACUUGGACAAACCAACAACGCACAAAUGUGGUGUGACAUGGCAGCAUCCUUUCCCAACAAUACAGAGGAACCAGAAAUUCAGGAAGAAUUAGAAAACCUGCUCUCUCUCUUCAAGCAAUAAACUUCAUUUCUUUACUUCCAGUUAUGAAAAUGAUUUAAACAUUUGAAUGCACUCAUGAUUGGAUAACUAUAUUGUAAUAUUCCCUUGAGAAAAGGAACACGACAAAUGGGUUUUAUUGAGAAUAAGAAACCAAGAAACAUUUCUGACAUUUGCUGAAAUUUUGUUUCAAUAAAUUAAUUUACUGAAUCAUGUUGACUUCAAAGAUUCUAAGUUAAUCUGGUUAAGAUUGUUAACAUUGAAAAUAUCUACAAUAUGGAAAUGUACAUUUUUUAAAAAUAUAUGAUGGGCUAUAUCAGCAAAUAUAGUUUUUUUAAGUAGAUUUAUUGUCACUAAAAUGUCUGUAAAGUCCAGGAAAUGUACAGUAAUGUACAGAAACCACUACAUGCAUCACUACAUGGGCAGUGCAAGUGACUUGAAACAUUAACAUUCUUUUGCUUUUUUUUUUACUUUUUAUGGGAAGAUUAACUUACAUUUAUCAACAUACACAAUGGAUUUUCAAAUGGAUUUCAUUAAAUGCUGUAUUUAAACAAGCUGAUCAGUUUUUCCAAAGAUUAAUAAAA
Molecule: messenger RNA, 2406 nt
Organism: Carcharodon carcharias (great white shark)
Lineage: Eukaryota; Metazoa; Chordata; Chondrichthyes; Lamniformes; Lamnidae
Product: regulator of microtubule dynamics protein 2
Exons: 10
Coding region: 548-1846 (432 amino acids)
Cellular component (GO): spindle microtubule; cytoplasm; mitotic spindle pole
Molecular function (GO): microtubule binding
Source: RefSeq, a predicted model, not a curated record